This is a messenger RNA of Fusarium coffeatum, 3453 nucleotides long. RefSeq lists its product as uncharacterized. The record is from RefSeq and is a predicted model, not a curated record. Lineage: Eukaryota; Fungi; Ascomycota; Sordariomycetes; Hypocreales; Nectriaceae. Gene Ontology annotation, cellular component: replication fork protection complex. Gene Ontology annotation, molecular function: DNA binding. Gene Ontology annotation, biological process: DNA repair; replication fork arrest; DNA replication checkpoint signaling. Bases 1 to 3453 code for a protein of 1150 amino acids. The transcript is spliced from 3 exons.
AUGGAGUUGGCAGACGGCUCAACAGAUAUUGUGCACCCUGAAGUGCGAGCGCACAUCACCAGUCUUGUCUCUGCUCUUGGAGGUGUCAGUGCCGACGACGAUGGCCGCUACCAACUCGGAGACGAUGCUCUCGAGGUCCUGCGUGAUCUUAAACGAUGGAUUCGAUUCUACGAUGAAAAGACGAACCGCAUGGAUGUUGCCCGAUGCAUCUACGAAGCGAAUCUGAUCGAGGGUGACUUGCUCCCCAUUCUUGCGACAUGGCCCGAGAACGCUACAGACAGCAAAUUCAAGGCUCGAAUAGCUCUUGCUUGUUUCGAACUGAUGGUCCCUCUUACAUGGCCUAUGGAGAAAGACAGGGAGCGCAUGACGGUAAACCACCAUCGUCAUAUGCCCGUUUUGCAGUUGGCGCAGGUCCGGUACAAGAGAGAUAUCAUCAACUACGAUGGAGCUCGUAUACUUCAUACAGCUGUACGAGUGGCACUCCCUUCCAUGGCAAUCCCAAUCGGCGAUCGAACACAACGUGAUCAAGGCAUUAUCAAGCUUGUUUUGUUCUUCCUCCGUAACGUUGCCAUGAUAGAGCCUCCGCCUGAUGUCAAAUACGAAGGAGACGAGUCCCAAAUAUCGCGAUCCGCUACCAUUGACGCCUUCUCAUACCAAGACAUCUUUCUCGUGCUCUUGACCCUGGCUUCCAACAUGGGAGAGGAUUUCCGAACCGAAGAUACAACCGUCAUGGAGAUUAUAUACCACCUUGUAAAGCAGGUGGACUCGGAAAAGCUCUUCAUGAACGAGAACCAGCUGAGCAAGGCUAAGGCUGGAGAGCUAGCCAGUAUGAUGAACAAGGAACAAUCUAUGCUGAACGCAUACAACCGCAAGGGGCCGACUCGUCAUAACCGAUUUGGCACCAUGAUCUGGGUGAAGCGAGACGACGGCAAAAUGUCGUCGUUAUCAGGACAGGAUGCUUUGGCCGAUGCGUCGUUGCGAAAUCAGAAGUUGGACAGUUCAAAGACUUAUCGACCUCCUCGCCGCCCACGCAAAGCCACCAAAGACGACAAGGAUCUUGGAUUACCAGCCAAGCUCAAUUCUCGUGCCUAUGAUCAGCUGCGGUCGUUUGUGGAAGAAUUUCUCGACGCGGGUUUCAACCCCCUUUUCCAACACGUCCGCAAGACAAUCGACCGCGAAGCGCCACAUGUGAUGCCAUUUCAUCGCCGCCAGUUCUUCUACCUUGUAUCAUGGUUCCUAGAAGCCGAGCGCAUGAGACGGAAGGCAAAGAAACAGUCAGGAAAGAACACGAGCGAGGAGGUCAGCAGCUUCAAUCUUAUCGCAGGCGUUCUUAACCAGGAAAUGUUCAUUACUCUUACCAAAGCCCUGCAUGAGUCAAUUGGCAUGAAGGACUGGUACGAACUGACAGCUGUCAUGCGUUGCUUCACCCAGAUCCUUCUCACAGUCCAAGAGAUGUCUCAAUCGGGUAACGAAGAUGAUGAGGAGAUUGCCGAGAACGUGCUCAGCCGUCUGUUCUACGAAGAAGAAACCCACGAUGCAAUUGCCAAAAUCAUCAGGGACUACAAGGAUCAAGGCUUCGACUAUCUUGACGCCGCAACAGAACUCGUUCACCACUUUCUUCGUAUCCUCGAAUCCUACUCCAAACAGAAUAUCGACAUGCAAAUUCGUUCCAAGCAGCGUACCCGGCGGAAGAAGAAGGCAGCGCAAAAUGCUACAGGUGUAGAGAAUGACAACGACGAGAAUGACGGUUCGGAUGACGACGCUGCAUCUGCCGAGAAGACUAACAAAGAACGCAAAUUCGAUUUCAGUCGGUUUGCCAAUCGUUUCGCACCUCAGCCUGUAGUUGAUACAUUCGUCACUUUUACGAAAUACUACCAGGAUAUGACCGAUGAACAACUGAAGCGCGCUCACCGAUACUUCUACCGUAUAGCUUUCAAGUCAGAAGCUAGUGUAAUGUUGUUCCGUGUGGACAUCAUUCACCUUUUCUACAACAUGGUCAAGGGCCAGUCUGCGCUUGACAAAUCCUCAAGCAUGUUCAAGGAGUGGGAAGAGCUAGUGAAGCAGAUCCUCCGAAAAUGCUUCAAAAAGCUUGAACAACGCCCAGAGCUUCUCGUGGAGAUGCUUUUCAGCAAGACGGGAAGCACCGCUUUCUUCCUCGAGUACGGUUUUGAAAGACAAACGGUCACUGCAGCCAGCAAAGCCAAGCCUGCGCCUGAGUUGACAUUCAAGAAUACUGAAGAAUUGGAUCGUCAAAUUGCCAUCGUGGUGGGCGCGAUGCUAGACAAGAACCAGGCAGACCACAUUGCAUGGAUCAAAAAGAUUCUUGCUGAGGCCGAGACUGAACGUCGAGCCUUUGCAGCAGCUGAGGAGGCAAGGACCUCAAUCGAACCGCCCCAAGAGGAUUCAGAAGAACACCCGACGGAGUCUGGUCCGAAGCUGCCCCCUACUUUCUUUGUUCGUCCAGAUGAAAAGGACCGCCAGACUGCCAUGUUCAAGAACUCCUAUAUGCGACUUCUAAUGAACCUCGUAGGUAUCAAGCUUCUAGGCACAUCUUCAGAUGAGACCCCUGAAUCCCUUUGGAUCAUACCUGCAGAGGUAUCGGCAGACGUUCUCAAAGACGGCAUCCACCAUAUCAAUCAAGCCGAGUUCAACCCACCGACAUUCGAGGAAGGGGUUCUCGCUGAGCACCAGCUAAAGCGCAAAACUGCUCCACGCCAGAGAGCAGCCUUUGACGACGACGACGACAACGAUGUUGUUGAUCACGGAGAUUACACAAUGAGUGGCCCUACAGCGCGUAAAGUUAUCGACGACAAUGAGGGACCCAAGACGUCCCGUAAGAAGAGGAAACCCGGCAAAGAGCUUACUGAAGAAGAAAAAGAAGAGAAGCGGGAACGGGGGCGCAAAGCGCGCGAAGAGAAGAAAAACCGGGCAGCCAAAUCAAGGCUACAUAUCACGAAGUCAGACGAUGAGAGUGAUUCCGAGGCCGAUGCAGCCUUUUUUGCUCGAGAGCGUGAACAAGCAAAACGCGCUCCGGUCAGAUUACUUGCCGCAAGUCUUGCUGCGGACAAGGAGCCCGUGAAAAAGGCCACCAAAAAGACUACUAAAAAGCGUGCGGCUACAGUCACAGACAGCAGCUCGUCAAGCGAUGAAGAAGAUACAGCUGCUGAUACAGAUGAUGACGACGAUUCCACAUCUUUCAUUCGCAGGGCAAUGAACGGUACUCUCAGGGAAGAAGAGGAUGAGGAGAUGGGCGACACAUUGCCGGACGGCAGCGAUGGAGAGAGUCGAAAGAGAAGACGUCUUAGUGAGGAAAAGGCGCAACCUGGUGAAGAUAAGGAAAUGGGCGGAACGGGCAAUAAGGAGCAAGAUGACGAGGAUGAAGAAGUACCUGUGGUCACCCGAAGACCUCGAGUCCGGGGUGGAUUUGUCGUGGAUAGCGAUGAUGAUGAAUAG